Messenger RNA from Adineta steineri, 600 nucleotides. The record is from the annotation of a GenBank genome assembly. NCBI's taxonomy places the organism in Eukaryota, Metazoa, Rotifera, Eurotatoria, Adinetida, Adinetidae.
AUGCAUAAAGUUAUUGCUGCUGCUAUUGAUUCAAAUAUUCUAUCAGCAUCGGAAUCAUUUAUUGAUCAAUGUUGUACACAAAAUGUUGGAUAUGCUCAAACUUAUGAUGAAAAAAUUUAUGAUGUUCGAGCACCACCUUCUAAACAUUUAGCUAUUGUAUGUUGUAUGGAUGCACGUUUAGAUGUUUUUCGUAUGCUUGGAUUAAAUCCUGGUGAAGCACAUGUCAUUCGAAAUGGUGGUGGUCGUAUUCGUGAUGCCGUACGUUCACUUGUUUGUAGUCAAACAUUAUUACAAACCAAGGAAGUUAUGAUUAUUCAUCAUACUGAUUGUGGUUUUACUUAUUUUUCAAAUAAUGAUCAAGUUAUGACUGCACUUAAAUUACAACCAGGAACUGAAGUCGGUAAUUUACCUAUUUUUCAAACAAUACCUGGUCAAGUAUCGGCAACAACUACACCCGAUUUUAUGCCAAUUGCUGAUUUAGAACAAUCAAUUCGUGAUGAUCUUGCUGAAUAUAAACAAUAUCCAAUGCUUAAUCAAAAUGUUACUGUACGAGGAUUUUUAUAUGAUACAAAAACAGGUCUACUCAAGGAAGUUAAAUAA